GGAAACAAUGUGGAAAUCUACAUAAGGGCAUAAUGAUUUGCCCGCCACUUCAACGUCCACCGGAUCAUCAAAGGAUUCGUCAAAGGAAUCUUCGUGAAAUGUUGUUAUACAAAGAAAAAGUACAGGAAAAGAACGCAAUUUUGCAAUGUCUUAGAUAUAUAGUUGAUAACAACUUUUUUGGAGUUAUUACAAAUGAUUCUUUUAAAAAUGCAAAAGGUCCUUUAAUUGAA
Molecule: messenger RNA, 230 nt
Organism: Scutellospora calospora
Lineage: Eukaryota; Fungi; Glomeromycota; Glomeromycetes; Diversisporales; Gigasporaceae
Source: the annotation of a GenBank genome assembly